Molecule: messenger RNA, 806 nt
Organism: Ctenocephalides felis (cat flea)
Lineage: Eukaryota; Metazoa; Arthropoda; Insecta; Siphonaptera; Pulicidae
Product: microtubule-associated protein Jupiter-like
Exons: 3
Coding region: 128-622 (164 amino acids)
Cellular component (GO): nucleus
Source: RefSeq, a predicted model, not a curated record
UCUGUUGUGCAUUUCUGCAUCUUGUAUCAUAGUAACGAAUUUUUAGUUGUGGUGGCUUCGUAGUCAAUUUAGUAGUGAUACGAUUGCAUUUCAGUUAGUGGUGUGUUAAAGGUGCAUAUUUAACAAGAUGAAUACUUACAACUAUCACGAUGGAACAAAUUCUAGCAGGGUGUUGAAACCUCCAGGCGGCGAGAGCAGCAACAUCUUCGGCGCUAGCGUGACCGACGCGCCGGCCGGCGUGCCGCGCAACGUGCGCCACCAGAUGCAGUCCUCCCUGUUCGGCCCAGCCAGCAACGGCAACCAGCCGACGCCGCGCAAAGGCGCAAUCGACUCGCACGACCGACUAUUCGGCAGCGACAAUAAGGUGGUUAACACGCCUUCCAAAAAUCACAUGAAGAGCAAUAUUGGAAUUGGAACCACUGACAAUGUUGAUCGUGCCACUCCGGUCCAACAGAAUGGGCACAGUGUCGCUUCGACGCCAUCGUCACCUAACGGAGAUGCAAACUUUACAAAUGGAGAUUCAGCCAGGCACAGCUCCAGCAACGGCGUUACCAACGGCGCAACUAACGGUUUUUCUGGAAAAAGAGUACCACCAGGUGGUUUUUCUUCCGGCCUAUGGUGAAGGAGCUUUUUCCUGUGAAUUCUCCAAAAUUCACAAUAUGUAAACAUAAAUUAUUGGAGUUAUAUCUAGCAAGUAUAAUUUUUUCCUUGUAAAGUGACAAAACUUCUUGAAUACUACUAGUUAAGGUAAUGAAAGCCUAAUAUUGGCAUUAAUGAUCACGUAAUUAGUGUAGUAUAGCGAUUUA